UGGCAAAGUAGGUCAUAGAACUUAGGGCUUGUAUGCGCGAUGGCCGAGAAUCGCUACAUGCCCGUGCGCUCCCCGGAGCGGGCAUCGGCCUCCGAUCGGUGCAGCGUGUUUGAGGAGCUGCCACAAUUGUCGAUCGUCUCGGUGUGCCGCCAGAGCAGCGGGGAGCUGCGAUACACGAUCGAAUUGGUUUACAAACAGUUCAAAUGGACUGUGUACAAAAAAGCCACACAGGCGCUAUUGCUCCACGCCGCCGUGAAAACGAGAGCGUUUCUGGAGGAUCUGAAGGAAAAGCAUGAGAAAAUCAUCGAAUGGAUACAAAAGCUACAAUCGUCUUGGGACGCUCAAGCUCACGAGGAUUACGAGCAACACGAUGCAACAAUCACUCGCGCGCAUUCGAUGCCACGAGACGUUCCUUCUGCAGCAGCACUUCCCGUCAUUCGUCCAACGCUGGGAAGACUGCCGAGCAUAGCAGACAAUUCCAUUUCAGAGAUGCAAACAUACCUCGAUCAUUUUGUCAAGAAUCUCGAGCUGCUCAACAGUGAAGCGGUUUGCAAAUUUUUCGGGGUCUCAGCUCUUUCGUUUGCACCAGAAUACGGCUCUAAGCUGAAGGAGGGAUAUGUCAGGGUAUGCCAUCUGGACGACAAGGAACAGGGAUGCUUUUCUUCAUGUUUCAAUUGUUGUGGAGAAAGGUGGAUGAAGGUUUGGGCAGUAUUAAAGCCUGGUUUCCUCGCUUUUCUUGCUCAUCCUUUCGAUCCAAAACCUUUGGACAUCAUUGUCUUUGAUGUUCUCUCAAACAACACGGAAGGUCAGAUAUCCCUUGCUAAGCCAGAGAGGAGUCGUCUACAAUCUGGAUUUGCCGUAACUUGCGGCAAUAGAAGUGUUCGCGUGAGAACCAAAGGUGCGCGAGGGGCGGCUGAAUGGAUAGCUGCUAUAAACGAUGCCGGGCUAAGACCACCUGAAGGAUGGUGCCAUCCUCAUCGCUUUGGCUCUUUUGCUCCUCCAAGGGGACUUACUAGCGAUGGUAGUAAGGCGCAAUAUUUCAUAGAUGGAAAGUCGGCAUUUGAUGCUAUUGCAUCAACGAUUUCAUCCGCGAAGUCAGAGAUUUUUAUAGCUGAUUGGUGGUUCUGUCCUGAGCUUUAUCUCAGACGUCCGUUUACUCUUCACGAGUCUUCUCGGUUGGAUUCUUUGCUUGGUGCGAAGGCAAGAGAAGGAGUACAGAUUUAUGUUCUUCUGUACAAGGAAGUUGCCUUGGCUUUGAAAAUCAACAGCCUGUACACGAAAAGAAAGCUACUUGGAAUACACGAAAACAUUAAAGUUUUAAGAUAUCCCGAUCACUUCUCUUCUGGUGUUUAUUUGUGGUCGCACCACGAAAAAAUUGUGAUUGUCGAUCAAAGAAUAUGUUUUUUAGGAGGUUUGGACCUCUGUUUUGGACGGUAUGAUGACCCUCACCAUCUUUUGAGGGAUGAUCAAGCUGUUAUCUGGCCCGGGAAGGACUACUACAAUCCCAGGGAAUCAGAGCCAAACUCCUGGGAAGAUGCAACAAAGGACGAGAUUAACAGGCAAAAAACACCUCGUAUGCCUUGGCAUGAUAUUCAGUGUGCAAUAUGGGGUCCAGCUUGUCGGGAUGUCGCAAGGCAUUUUGUCCAGCGUUGGAAUUAUGCAAAGAGAAACAAGGCACCCAAUGAACAAGCCAUACCUCUACUGCUGCCGCAUCAUCAUAUGGUUAUUCCUCAUUACCUUACUGGUAAGGAGGCAGAAGAGGCUCUCAUGGAAGCGCAGGAAGAGCUUAGAAAAGCGUCCUUGAAACCAAGGUCAUCUACCGAUGAUAUACCAACGCUUCUACCCGCCGUAGAAGCACCGGAUCAGACUGAGGAGCUGAAAGACCUCCUGGCGGACAACAGCAAACAUUCGAAGUUACUGGCAAGAUUCAGCAAGUUUAACAGUAGCAACAGCAGCGUUGAUCUACCAUUGCUCAACUUUGUAGCCAGUGACGGUCCAGACGGUGUGAAGUGGUAUGAUGCGAAUGGUAGUGCAGAAGAUUGGUGGGAGAAAGAUAAUCCUUCGCCUCAAGAGGAUGUGAAGGAAGUCGGUUCUCGAGUUAAAUGCAACUGUCAGGUGGUUCGAAGUGUUGGACAGUGGUCUGCCGGAACAAGCCAGGUGGAAGAGCGGAGCAUAGAAGCUGCAUAUUGCUCGUUGAUUGACAAAGCCGAGCACUUCAUCUAUAUCGAGAACCAGUUCUUUAUCUCUGGACUGGAUGGCGAUUCCGUGAUUCAAAAUCGUGUUUUGGAAUCACUUUAUACAAGGAUACUACGUGCGUACAAAGAAAAACAGUGUUUCAGGGUGAUUAUACUGUUGCCACUGCUUCCUGGUUUUCAGGGUGGUGUCGAUGAUACAGGAGCAGCAUCCGUUAGAGCCAUCAUUCAUUGGCAAUAUAGAACCAUAUGCCGUGGAAAUUCGUCGUUGUUGAAGCGUCUAAGAGACACUAUGGGGGACGCAGUGGGAGAUUUUGUUAGUUUUUACGGCCUGAGACAACACGGCAAGCUGAAAGAAAACGGGCCACUUGUAACUAAUCAGAUAUAUGUACAUAGUAAAAUUUUGAUAGUAGACGAUAGGGUGACGCUUAUAGGCUCAGCAAAUAUCAACGAUAGGAGUUUACUUGGGUCGAGAGAUUCAGAAAUCGCGGUCGUGAUCGAAGACAAAGAAUAUGUCACGUCCUUAAUGAACAACACUGCUUACAAAGCCGGAAGGUUCGCUCACGGACUGAGAAGAUCACUCUGGGUCGAGCAUCUCGGUUUCCAAGCGUCCGAAGCAGACGUGAUCAAAGAUCCUAUUUGUGAGACCACUUACAAGGACGUUUGGACGUCAAGAGCAGAGCUCAACACAGGAUUGUAUGACACCAUUUUUGGAUGCAUCCCGAACGAUUCCAUACACACAAGGACUCAACUGCGGCAGAUAAUCUCGUCGCGAAAAGAGAAAGAAAAGAAUGGCCACCAUGUAAGUAUCGACUUGGGCGUGGCCGACGAUAGCUCUCACGCCGGAGGAGAAGCUCCAUUUUUUAGUAGUAAUGCGACCAUGGUUGAGGGGAUUCGAGGACAUCUCGUCUGUUUCCCAUUGAAUUUUAUGUGCGAUGAGGAUUUGCGACCAGUUUUCAAUGAGAGUGAGUACUACGCCUCUCCACAAGUCUACCAUUAGAACAAAACAAAAGAAAAAUCGCUCACCAUGUACAAAGGGCCACCCUCGCAAAUAAAUAAAACUAUGAAAAGCUCUGAAA
Molecule: messenger RNA, 3271 nt
Organism: Selaginella moellendorffii
Lineage: Eukaryota; Viridiplantae; Streptophyta; Lycopodiopsida; Selaginellales; Selaginellaceae
Product: phospholipase D zeta 1
Exons: 19
Coding region: 40-3192 (1050 amino acids)
Biological process (GO): phosphatidic acid biosynthetic process; phospholipid catabolic process; intracellular signal transduction
Cellular component (GO): plasma membrane
Molecular function (GO): D-type glycerophospholipase activity
Source: RefSeq, a predicted model, not a curated record